AUGCAAGCCCUUGAUAACAACAUGCACAUCAGGAAUGUUACUGCAGCCAGGAUCCAUGAUGCACACCCAGAAGUCCAGUUUGAGAACCAGUUCCAGUUCUUCAUGCUAGACAGCCUCAUUGAGCUCAACAACAUGAGUGGCAUCAAUCUUGUCACGACUACACUUCAUCAGGUGUACAAGGCUGUAUGCUCAUCGGAUACCAAUGGACUGAACUCUGUAAUUCUGUCCUUCAUUCCAGUCAAAUGGAAUGAUGACCUUGAUCCACGUCUGUCAGCCUGCAAAAGCAAGAUACAUCGUGGUAUCAACCACCCACAAAUUGCCGCUCUCUUUACCCCUCACGAGUACAAUAAGGGCUAUGGGAAAUGCUAUGACCAAGUUGUGAAACAUAUCCAAGCCAACGCCAAGUACCUCAAGGAUUCCAGUCAGGAAGCCAUUACCCUCAAGGCCACUCAGUACUCUCACUACCUCUACAGCAAGUACAACCCCAGAAACUCUAUGGACGGGUUGUUGAUGUCAUAUAUCCUUCUUAGGGCUGGUCACCAUAUUUUUGCUGGUCCAAGUGCAGCUUUCUCCUUGGCAAAUUUGCAAGGGAAAAUGAACAACAGCAUUGUGCUGAGAAUUUUCAAGGUUAAGCCCGAGAUGAUUUUGUAUACAGCUCUCCAGGUCCAUAUCGAUGUUUUUCUAAUGCUCAGUACUGACUUGUUACCAGACGCAAUUCUUGAAUUCUAUUACUUUAUCCUCAACACUAUCAAAGGAAAGUUCGGAGAUGAGGAUAGUGAGAAGGAAGGAGCUCAAGGUCAGCCUUCUGGAAACAAUGACAACAACAACAACAUGCCGGAAUUGUAG
Messenger RNA from Marasmius oreades (fairy-ring Marasmius), 846 nucleotides. RefSeq lists its product as uncharacterized. The transcript is spliced from 6 exons. NCBI's taxonomy places the organism in Eukaryota, Fungi, Basidiomycota, Agaricomycetes, Agaricales, Marasmiaceae. The record is from RefSeq and is a predicted model, not a curated record. The coding region runs from base 1 to 846 and encodes 281 amino acids.